CCAGCAAUCUUUUAUGUACCGUGGCGUCUGCGGCCCCAAGCGCUCACUUUUGAGUUGCUGUCUCCUCCGAUCGUUCAGUUUGCGUGGAGGCUGACACCCAAGACUUGAAGCAGCGACAGACAUCCAUGAGAUUACAACGACCGAAGUAAACACGCAGGUUUAGAGCAGAACAUGACUGAAGGCUCGGACGGGCUCCAAGUGGCCAGAGACUGGGACAACUACCCCGAACAUUAUGCUCCAAUUCAAGUCAGUUCGCCUUUCAAGCAAGACAGUCAGUAUCCAGCUGGAACAUCGUCACCGCCAGUUACAGAACUGUCAAGCUCGACGGUAUGUGGGCUGAGCCGACGCACCUUCAUUGUGACAGCGGCAAUUGCCUUUGCUAUUGUCUUAGCAGGCGCUCUGGGUGGUGGCUUAGGAGGAGGUUUAUCAUCUCAGGGCAACUGCUCGGGGCAGUGCAGCAGUUCUGCCACGGACAAAACCCCACCCGCUAACGAGACGGUAACGGUCACGGUCUCUGCCGCGUCUACAGCCUCCGCGACCCCCACUACAGGGCAUUAUAGCGACUGCCCGAGCUCCAAUGGUACAGACUAUACCUCGACAAGAUUCACGUCUGGCGACAAUGGGGCUGUCCCUGACGGAGCCAAGAACGGACUCAAGUUUUCAAAGAUAUGUGGAGCCGACGGUCAAGGCACAAACCUGGCUCAGGCGGACUUCUCUACCUUUGAAGAGUGCAUCGAUCUCUGUGCAAGCUAUAAUUUUUGGUCUGGCUCGACCGACUGCAAUAUUGCUAGCUACAAUAAUGAGGGCACAUGCUGGAUUAAAUCGGGCGGCACGUCUCAGGUUUCAAAUGCUGGGGUAGACACGGCAGUGCUGGCUGAUUCUGGUUGA
This is a messenger RNA of Aspergillus calidoustus, 888 nucleotides long. The record is from the annotation of a GenBank genome assembly. Lineage: Eukaryota; Fungi; Ascomycota; Eurotiomycetes; Eurotiales; Aspergillaceae.